Taeniopygia guttata (zebra finch) is the source of this 1800-nucleotide messenger RNA. Its product is annotated as unconventional myosin-Vb. Gene Ontology annotation, molecular function: GTPase binding. NCBI's taxonomy places the organism in Eukaryota, Metazoa, Chordata, Aves, Passeriformes, Estrildidae. The record is from RefSeq and is a predicted model, not a curated record.
GAUGCACGAGCUGUCUGUGGUGGUGAGGCACCUCCAGAGCCCCUUCAAGGCAGAGCUGCAACACCGCAUUUCUCACUCCUUUCCUCCUGUGAAAAUCUGCUCAGGAAUGUUGGUGUGUUGUGCUUUGCCACUGAAAUAUGCAGAGAUUCCCUUGCCAGGGAAUGGCAUCUGCUACAGCUCCUUCAAAAUGUGUGUUUGCAAUUCUCCUUUUUGUGUUUUUGUUUUGUUUUUUUAUUAAUAUAAUGAUACAUCAAGUUUGAUGGUUUCCUUGCUUACUUUUUAAAUUGUUAUUGCUUAAAACAAACACUUUUUUCUAACUGACAUCAAAGCCACGUAAAAUCUUGCUGUAACAAGUGUUUCUGGUCAAGCUGACCAGCUUACCUCACUAAUUUGUUAUGUGUCCAGCCCCUCAUUAAAGAAGAUAAAUCAGCUUCUUGCCUCAUACAACUUGGGGGAAAAAGCCCCAAACAAUCAGCAGAAUGUAGACUAAAAAAGCCAACUGCUGAAAGUAUUGAAGUGAGAUGAGACUUUCCUGGCCAUUAAUCUGCCUGGAUGUAUACAGAGGAGGUUGAUCUUGUGUGGAUGCACGUGCUGCUUGGACCAAAGGUGGCUUUGAGGAAAGACUGAUGUGUUUGAGUCAAAUACUGAGGAAACCCUGGGCUGAAGUAGAAGGAGUAGAAUUUAUUUUAGACCAGUGGGAGUUGCUGCAGUGGGAAAGAGAUGGAGAAACUUGUUUUUAAAAUGUCACACAGGGCACAACCAGGGCAGAGUUCUCCUUUCCCCUGGUGGAAAAAGAAAUGCAAUGCAAUGAAAGUAUGCUCUAAAAAAAUAAUAUUGAAUGAAAUAAAUAAGGGUUCUGUACCUUUUCCCCUUCUCUUUCAACUGACCUUUUGUCUUUCUCUGUCCUCUUGUUUCCUUUCUCUGUCCUUUAUUUCUAGCAAGACUGAGGACUGGGGCUAUCUCAAUGAAGAUGGAGAGCUCGGCUUGGCUUAUCAAGGUUUAAAGCAAGUUGCCAGGUUGCUGGAAGCACAGCUCCAGGAGCAGAGAAGGGAGCAUGAGGAGGAGAUGGAAGCUCUGAAAAACCAGGUGGAUUUCAUGCAAGAGGAGCUGGAGAAGCAGCAGCAGGCAUUCCUGCAAACUCUGCAGCUCUCUCCAGAGGUCCAGGUGGAGUUUGGACUUCAGCAAGAAAUUACACGUCUGACCAAUGAAAACCUGGAUCUUAAAGAAUUGCUGGAAAAGUCGGAAAAGAAUGAAAAGAAGCUGAAGAAGCAGCUGAAGAUUUACAUGAAGAAGGUCCAUGAUUUUGAAGCAUCCCAGACAAUGGUGCCAGUGGAGAGGAGGCUGCACGAGCGGAACAUGCAGGUUGCUGUCCAGAGGAAGGAGAAGGAUUUUCAGGGCAUGCUGGAAUAUUACAAAGAAGAUGAGCCACUCCUCAUCCGAAACCUCAUUACAGAGCUCAAGCCCCAGGCAGUGUCUGCUACUGUUCCCUGCCUUCCUGCUUACAUCCUCUACAUGUGCCUCAGACACACAGACUACAUCAAUGAUGACCAGAAGGUGCACUCCUUGCUCACCUCCACCAUCAACGGUGUUAAGAAAGUGCUGAAGGCAGGUGUCCAUUUGCUCUUGUCUUGGGGCUGAGAGGCUGUCAGAUGGUAACAACCGUGUGUGACAAGUGUGUGACACUCAACUCCCACAGUGAUUUUCAAGCCAAUUUGCUCUUAGAGCCUCCCUUUUCAGAAGAGCGAGGGGGAUUGUGAGCUUAGCAAUAAAAUUGUUUGAAAUGAGAAGUUAAAAAAAAAA